AUGGCCGAAGCACAACCUCCGCCCGUUGCUCUCCCCCAAACCCAGCGCGCCCAGAUCUUGCACGAAUUCAACCAACCAUACACCUACACGCCAGACCAUACCCUCCCUAUAUCGACACCAUCUGACCUGAAGGGGCAUGAGAUCCUGGUCCGCGUCGCCGCUGCAUCCUACUGCCACACCGACCAUGUCUUCGCCUCCGGCGCCAUGCAACCUCAGCUCCCACGUAUCGGCAGCCAUGAGUUCGCCGGUACAAUCCACAGUUUCGGCCCCGCGUUAUCCUCCCCUGAAGCUCAAAAUGAGCUUGGGCUUUCGGUGGGGCAGCUGGUUGGUGUGCCGGGUCGAGCUAAGGGGCCAUGCGGCAGCUGUGAGGAGUGCCGCUCUGGUAAAUCAGCGGGUGAUGCGCAGGGGUAUGGGGUGUGGUGUUCGAAAGCCGGGAACUUAGGUCUGAGUGUGGAUGGCGGAUGGCAGGAGUGGUGCGUUGUGGAUGGGCGGCAGGUUGCGCCUGUGCCGACGACUUCGGAAGGCGAGUCAAAGAUGGCGGCUGUGGAUGUUGCGCCGUUGAUGUGCGCGGGCGUAACGGUGUGGUCUGCAUUAAAGCGGGCGGGUCUGAAGAUGGACGCUCUGUCUCCCAACUCGGAUCACAGCGGUAGACUAGACAACGCGGGCCUUGCGAUCGCUAUUCUUGGCGCAGGAGGCGGCCUUGGCCACCUGGGCGUCCAGUUCGCCAGCCGACUCGGUGCGACCGUCAUCGCCGCAGACGUCGGCCCAUCCGCUCUGGCACUCUGCCGCGAAAUCGCAAGCGAAUGCGCUGGCUAUUCCAACGCCGGCAGGGUACACGUCGUCGACUCAGCCGCCACAUCCGCCGCACAACUCAAAAGCCAACAGCCAGAGCUCUUCAACGCCGCUCAAGAUGCCUUGGAAGAUGAAAUCGGCGCCCACGCCAGUAUCAUCCUUCCAGAAGCACAGGCCGCCUUCAACUGGGGAAUGGCGGUUCUCAAGAACCACGCAAGAUGUGUCGUUGUGAGUUUUCCGAAGGAUGGGUGGAAGUUUCAACACGAGACACUGUCUUCCGGGAUAUUGAGAUUGUGGGCGUUCUCACUGGUCGAAACAAAGAUCUGA
This is a messenger RNA of Cyphellophora attinorum, 1119 nucleotides long. Its product is annotated as Alcohol dehydrogenase. The record is from RefSeq and is a predicted model, not a curated record. Lineage: Eukaryota; Fungi; Ascomycota; Eurotiomycetes; Chaetothyriales; Cyphellophoraceae. The transcript has a single exon. Bases 1 to 1119 code for a protein of 372 amino acids.